GGGCUGGGCCGACAGCUUGAGGACGCACAGCUGCGAGGAGGGAGUCCGGGCAGGGCUUUACCCGAGGACCCCCAGAGCUGGCGGAAGCUGGACCCAGAGGUACCUGGGGCCCCAGGCCCUGGGGUGGGGUUACUGGAGGAGGUAGGUAGGCUUCCAAGAAGGUAAAAAGGAGUUUCCCCGGGAAGCUGGGACUCCUGAAGAGACAGAGGAAUGAGGGAAGGGGAGUAGGAAGAGCCGUUGGAGCGAUACUGCAAAUAGAUAUAACACCAUGACUGCAGAAAAGGAAAGAAUGGGGGGUCGAGGGGAGGCGGUGUUCAGUCUAGGAUAACGUUAAGUUGGGUACUGUAGUUCAGUCUGCCUAGGGUCAGAGUCUCAGAAGCCAUUAACAGAACUGGGUAGGACCUAGGCUGCUUGCCUGGGCUUCGCUGGGCCGUCUUUGGAGAUCCACCCUGCACCCUAAAGACUUCUGUGGCUCCUUGUGACUCUUGCAGCCCCACUGGUGGCCCUUUCCCUGGGCCGGGUCAUGCGUUGCCGCAAGUGCCAGCUCUGCCUGUCAGCACUGCUCACACUCCUGGGCCUCAAAGUAUACAUCGAGUGGACAUCCGAGUCCUGGCUUAAAAAGGCUGAACCCCGGGGCGCUCUGCCCAGUCCCACACCACCCAAUGCUGAGCCCACUCUGCCCACCAACCUCUCAGCACGCCUGGGUCAGACUGGCCCACUGUCCUCUGCUUACUGGAACCAGCAGCAGCGGCAGCUGGGAGUCCUGCCCAGUACGGACUGUCAGACUUGGGGGACUGUUGCUGCCUCGGAGAUCUUGGACUUCAUCCUGUACCCCCAGGAGCUUCGGCGCUUCUUGCUGUCGGCGGCCUGUAGGAGCUUUCCACUAUGGCUGCCUGCAGGAGAAGGCAGCCCUGUGGCCAGCUGCUCUGAUAAGGAUGUACCCUACUUGCUACUGGCUGUCAAAUCAGAACCAGGACACUUUGCAGCACGGCAGGCUGUGAGGGAGACCUGGGGCAGCCCAGUUGCUGGGACCCGGUUGCUCUUCCUGCUGGGGUCCCCCCUAGGAAUGGGGGGGCCUGACUUAAGAUCACUGGUGACGUGGGAAAGCCGGCGCUAUGGUGACCUACUGCUCUGGGACUUCCUGGAUGUUCCCUACAACCGGACACUCAAGGACCUGCUGCUGCUGACCUGGCUGAGCCACCACUGCCCCGAUGUCAAUUUUGUCCUGCAGGUUCAGGAUGAUGCCUUUGUGCACAUCCCAGCCCUACUGGAGCACCUGCAGACUCUGCCACCCACCUGGGCCCGCAGCCUCUACCUGGGUGAGAUCUUCACCCAGGCCAAACCGCUCCGCAAGCCCGGAGGACCCUUCUAUGUGCCGAAGACCUUCUUUGAAGGGGACUAUCCAGCCUAUGCGAGUGGAGGUGGCUAUGUAAUCUCAGGACGCCUGGCACCCUGGCUGCUGCAGGCGGCAGCUCGCGUGGCACCCUUCCCCUUUGAUGAUGUCUACACUGGCUUCUGCUUCCGUGCCCUGGGCUUAGCACCCCGUGCCCAUCCAGGCUUCCUCACAGCCUGGCCAGCAGAACGUACCAGGGACCCCUGCGCCGUGCGAGGCCUGCUCUUGGUGCAUCCAGUCAGCCCUCAGGACACCAUUUGGCUCUGGAGACAUCUGUGGGUCCCAGAGCUCCAGUGCUGACCGGCAGAGACAAGCUGGGGUGGGUGGGUGCUGACCUGGCCUGAGUCUCUCCUAGAGACAAGCUGGGGUGGGUGGGGCUGACCUGGCCUGAGUCUCUCCUAAACCCUUCUUAGCCAAGGUGGCAGACUGUGUUUAUCUACUUUAUGGUUUUGAAAAAUGUGUCCUUCCUACUCC
Messenger RNA from Mus musculus (house mouse), 1867 nucleotides. It is a transcript of the gene B3gnt8, whose product is annotated as UDP-GlcNAc:betaGal beta-1,3-N-acetylglucosaminyltransferase 8. Gene Ontology annotation, cellular component: Golgi membrane; membrane. The transcript has a single exon. Gene Ontology annotation, biological process: poly-N-acetyllactosamine biosynthetic process; glycoprotein biosynthetic process. Bases 524 to 1693 code for a protein of 389 amino acids. The record is from RefSeq and is marked validated. NCBI's taxonomy places the organism in Eukaryota, Metazoa, Chordata, Mammalia, Rodentia, Muridae. Gene Ontology annotation, molecular function: N-acetyllactosaminide beta-1,3-N-acetylglucosaminyltransferase activity; hexosyltransferase activity.